CCUCAUCAUGAACAGAGUUGCGUCUUUGUUCCUCUUGUUUCCACACGCUUUCCGUUCAUUCACUUUUUAUUAUUUCUCUUUCAUCUUGGUCCCAACUGUUCCUUCGUUCCUCCAAUCAAUCACUGCAACCGAGACCCACUUCACAGAUGACUUAAAGUGCGAUGCUUUCACGCACGAGAAAACAUUAAUAGGUUCGGUCUGCACUGAAACGAAGGUGGGUGGGAGAAAGUUGGUUCCUUUUUAGGUUCAGGACUUGUGGGUUUUUCUCCACUUUUAUUGAAGGCAUGAGUAAUCAUUUGGGGUUGAAGUAUUGCUGUAUCGUCUGCUAGUACUACUACUUAUGUUUCGGAGACUCAGAUGGUUUGUGGGUCUGAAUCAGAAGAAUUGGUCAACCAAAAGGUUGGUCCAUGUUGAACAUCAACAUCCUGGCCCUGCCAGGCCAAACCAGUUGCCUGUGCUCGAUGCCGUGCAUGAAGUUGCAAUUUACAUUCAUAGGUUUCAUAAUCUUGACCUCUUUGAACAAGGAUGGUACAAAAUCAAGGUCACCAUGAGAUGGGAGGAUGGUGAAGACUCCUAUCCCGGCAUUCCGGCGCGGGUUGUUCAGUAUGAAGGUGACACGUAUUCCUAAUCUCUUCAAGUGCAUGCGAGUCUGGAUGAUUGAUGAUACAGACAACAGUUUUUCAACACCGCCAUUCCAUAUUAAAUAUGCAAGACAGGAUGUACAUCUUUCCAUCAUGAUCUCAUUCUACCUGUCUUUUGACGUGUGUGAGGUACAAUCCUCUUCAGUCAUCUUGAAGUUUGAACUCAUGCAUGCUCCUAUAACUCGAACUGGGCCUGAGUUACAAGGUUCUCUGGAUCCAUAUGCUGCUUCAGUUCAUGAAUAUAAAAUCCCCCCUAAAGCUCUUCGAGGAUUGCAUUCAUAUUGUCCUGUUCAUUUUGAUGCUUUCCACGCUGUCCUUGUUGAUACAAGCAUUCACAUCAGCCUACUAAAAGCUAGUUAUCACACAUCUCAACAGAAGGUAUCCAGUGAAUCCAGAGGUUCAGAAGGUGCUUAUGUUGAAGAUUAUGUUGGGUCAAACAAGGUUAUGCUCAUCAAAGCAUUGAUGGCUGCGUAUGAUAUUCUGCUUGAAGAUUUGAGAAGAAUAAGCACAGGCAUUGGCAAAGCUAUUGAUUUGACUGAAAUUACUUUUGAAUCAGAUGCUACAGAAUGGUUUGCUCCUACUCCACCUGCAUCUGUGAAAAGUGUUCAUGGUGAACCAUCACUUCAACUGUCUGACAUGGCACAAGUAAUAAGUGCCGAGAAGUCUGCUUAUUGUAUCAAUAACCUUACUGAGAAGUCAAUUCAACCUUUUUCUUGGGAUGAUCAUCUCUUGAGCUCUUUCCAGUCUCUAGGGAAUCAGCUCUUAUGUCUCUGGAAUAUAUUUCUGAAAUUCCACAGGGAAAACAGAACAAAAAUAUUGGAAUUUCUGCGGAAGUCCUGGGUGAUUGAUCGGAGAACUGAAUGGUCUAUAUGGAUGGUAUACUCAAAGCUUAAAAUGCCUCAUCAAAAUAUGAACUAUGGAGUUGAGGGGACGUCAAUGUCCCACGGUGUACAUAGAAGUUCAAUACUUACAAGGAGAUUUACUGAUGAUCCUAUUCAAAGUGCAACAAUGCGUGCAGAACUGCACAGGCGAGGAAUAUCACAAAUGAGGAUAAACAAUAGGUCACUUCAAGACAUGUUUAUAUUUGGAGAUCCUCUGCUGAUUCCUAUCAUUAUUAUAGAACGCUUGACAAACGGGAACCAUUCUGCCAGUGUGAACUUAGACUUCAACCCUUUGGAUGACAAAAAAAGGCAUAUAGUAGAAAAUGGAUCCAGAGCCCCAAAGAAGUUGGGUGGUGGCAGUUCACAGCAAAAUGAGCUUGUUUUGAGGAUAGUCGUUUUUGUUCAUGGAUUUCAGGGAAAUCAUUUGGAUUUACGGCUUAUUCGGAACCAAUGGCUUUUAAUAGACCCCAAGAUACAAUUUCUAAUGUCAGAGGCAAAUGAGGAUAAAACAUCUGGAGACUUCAGAGAAAUGGGAUCACGGCUUGCCCAAGAAGUGAUCUCCUUCCUGAAAAAGAAGAUGGAUAAAGCUUCAAGAAGUGGAACCUUGAAGGAUAUCAAGCUUAGCUUUGUCGGUCAUUCUAUUGGGAAUCUCAUUAUCAGGACAGCCUUAACAGAGAGCAUCAUGGAGCCAUAUCUAAGAUACUUGCAAACCUAUGUCUCCAUAUCUGGUCCACAUUUGGGUUAUAUGUAUAGUUCGAACUCUCUAUUCAAUUCAGGGCUGUGGAUACUGAAGAAGCUCAAGGGCACACAAUGCAUUCACCAACUUACAUUUACAGAUGACCCUGAUCUUGAAAAUACUUUCAUCUAUAAUCUUUCCAAGGAGAAGACAUUGGCUAACUUCCGGAAUGUGCUUCUUUUGUCAUCACCUCAGGAUGGCUAUGUUCCGUACCAUUCUGCCAGAAUAGAACCUUGCCCAGCAUCUUCUGUGGAUUUCUCUAGAAGAGGGAAAAUCUUCAUGGAGAUGCUGAAUAAUUGCUUGGACCAAAUCCGAGCCCACUCUGACGAUAGGGUGGUCAUGCGCUGUGACAUCAACUUCAACACCUCUUCCUAUGGCAGGAACUUAAACACACUUAUUGGACGGACAGCUCAUAUCGAGUUCUUGGAAUCUGACAUUUUUGCAAAGUUCAUAAUGUGGUCCUUCCCAGAGCUGUUUUGUUAGCAAAGAAGUAAUCUACUUGGAAUUCAGACAACUUGUUGAUUUAGAUAGACAGUGAAGUUGAGACAAUAAUUCAAGAACAUUGGAAAUGAAAGCAUGGGAUUGAAAUCAAAAACAGCUCAGAGAUUCCAAUUCAAAGUCCAUCAUGGGCCCAAACUCCAGAGGUAGUACUCUUCCAACACCAUCCUCACGGUGCGACAAAUUGAUAAAUUUGAUUCCUCCAAACAAUUCGGGUCAGGAAAAUGGAGGAAUUUGCAGAGCAAGAAGCAUGCAUGGGACCUUGGCCAUAUUAACAUAACUUUUCUAUGUAGUUAUACAGCCUUUUUUGUACAAAAGACAGAAUGACUAGUUUACCUUGUCUGCUUAAGUUUAUAGAAGUCGUUGUAGUUCUAUAGGCUUAGGAACCUAUAUAAAAUGUUGUACACUGACAGAUAAUAUUCAAAGAAUUUCCUACAGAACUUCCAUCCUUUUACUUCA
Vigna unguiculata (cowpea) is the source of this 3215-nucleotide messenger RNA. RefSeq lists its product as uncharacterized. NCBI's taxonomy places the organism in Eukaryota, Viridiplantae, Streptophyta, Magnoliopsida, Fabales, Fabaceae. The record is from RefSeq and is a predicted model, not a curated record. Gene Ontology annotation, biological process: lipid metabolic process.